UCCGCAGCAGUCCAGCACCCAGACUGAAGGGGGCACUCUAGAGUCGAACAGACCAGCAGAGCAGGAGUUUCACCAGAAAGGGUUCAAUGAGCUUCUUAAGAUCAGAUUUAUGACAGUACAGUUAAUUACAGUUUAUGUAAUUCUCGGUUCGACAUGCAUGUGCAAAUAAUACUUUUCAACUCCCGUCCCGGUAACAAUGGAGCUCCUGUUCCCGAGAACUUCCGACUGGAGGACACGAGUCUGCAGCCUGACCUGAACGAAGGAGAGGUCCUCGUCCGGACGCUCUACCUGUCGGUCGACCCCUACAUGAGAUGUCGUAUGAACGAGGACACCGGCGCCGGGUACCUAACCCCGUGGAGGCUGUCGGAGGUGGCGGACGGCGGGGGGGUCGGGCGGGUCGAGGCCAGCCGCUGGGACGCACUGGCCCCGGGGGACGUGGUCACCUGCUUCAACUGGCCCUGGGCCACGCACGGCGUGCUCAAGGGGAGCGCCCUGCACAAGAUGGACCCCCAGCUGGUGGACGGCCACCUGUCCCACCUGCUGGGUGCGGUGGGAUUGACGGGCCUCACCGCCUUACUGGGAAUCCGGGAGAAGGGUCAUGUGACCCAGGGGGCCAACCAGACCCUGGUGGUCAGCGGGGCGGCUGGCGCCUGUGGAUCCAUCGCUGGACAGGUGGGCCGUCUGGACGGCUGCUCCCGGGUACUGGGGGUCUGCGGCUCGCGGGAGAAGUGCGCCGCCCUGGUGGACGAGCUGGGCUUCACGGCCGCCAUCAACUAUCGCCGUGACGACGUGGACGCCCGCCUGAAGGAGUGCUGCCCCGACGGCGUCGACGUCUACUUCGACAACGUGGGCGGAGCCAUCAGUGACGCGGUCAUAUCGCAGAUGAACAGUGGGGGCCAUGUGGUCCUGUGCGGCCAGAUCUCCCAGUACAACAAGGACGUGCCGUACCCCCCCCCGCUGGACCCCCGCACCCAGGAGACCCUCCUUCGCCAGGGCAUCACGCGCGAGCGCUUCACCGUGCUCAGCUACAUGGACCAGAUGGACGCGGCGCUGCUGCAGCUCAGCACAUGGGUCCGGUCGGGCCAGCUCAAGGUUCGGGAGACGGUGGUGGACGGCUUAGAGAACAUGGGAGUGGCAUUCUGCUCCAUGAUGGAAGGCGGGAACAUCGGCAAACAAAUCAUAAAGGUAUCGGAUUGAAGGAAAUCGACGUAGCCACAGCAACCAACCAUUCUCAUGAAAGGUCUUGAUGAAAAUGGCUCCACCUCUCGUGGCCUUGAUAUAGAUUUGUACACAUGUACCACUGAUCUAAAAAUGUGAGAUUAACUUGAACCCUCAUCUUAAAAUGAAGUCACACAACUGUAAUCAUUGUUUUGAAUUCAGUUUCAGUUCUUUGUAAGAGAAAUUAAGGGCAAUAACUUGAGCUAGAAUAUCUGAAGUCUAUUUUAGUUUUAGUGUUGUAGACGGGGCAAAGUCCAGUGAGCCUUUGUCACUUGUAGAGUUACAAGGAUGUGAGUUGUUUCCUGUUUUGUGUAACCUAGUAAUGUAUUUAACAAUGUCAUUGUGAUACACACCUGUCAAGUCCAUUGUCAUUAUCCAAGAAGAACACAUCCACAGUUUCCCGUCAUGAACAGUUUAUUUCACAGCACUAUAAACCAUUUACAAAAUAAAAACUUGAUUUCAAUUCAUUUCAUUUGUCACAAUAAAAAGAUGUGGCAGGUUUCAUUUCAUCUAUUCAUCCGUAUACUUUAUAUACUAUAAUACUAUUAUUACCACAGGGGAAGUAGAGGAAUAAUUGAAACAGCAGUACAUCAAAUAUGAUGUGUACAACAGAGCAAAAAUGAUUAUAACAGAGCAAAAACAUCAGUCCCAUUAUCCUGCGAUAAUUAAUCAAAUGUGCAGCAUGAUUACAACCACUUGAACGGUUCCCCCAGUCGUUGAGUUGUUUUUGGGAGGCGGCUAUGAUACUGGCAAGUUCAACUUGUAAUUUUUUUGUACUCUUACGCAAAAUAAAACUAAUUAUAAUCCCAUGCAUUCAAAAAACAAAUAACAUCGGUAAAAUAUUGCAAAGCUGAGGAAAGAAUACAAGUCAUUCAACCACCGAAUCUGCCCUGUAUCGCCCCCUAGUGGACGUGUCACAUAGUUAGAUCAUACAUAUGAUAACCGGGUAACAAUAAAUAAUCGAUGUGUGUAAUACACACCAUGAAUUACAUUUUAUUAAAUUCUCUCAAAAUAAUCCUUAUAACUCGUUUGAGCAGCUCGUUGUGCCAGGCUAGGUAUUCUGUGCCAUGACAACAACCAGAUGGGAGGUUUGCUAGCAUCGUCUGUACUCUUAUAGACCCUGCUACUGACCCCUUGCCUACUCUGAGUGACCCACGGAGAGAUUCAGUGCAUUAACUACGUCCAUCUCCUUAAUAAAAGUAUUGAUGGGAUAUUUCACACAAAUUGUAACACAGAAACUGGUUCAAUCAAUUCCUUCAUUGGGUAUUACAUUUUGUCCUUUGUUCCACAUUCAGUUCAACCACCCAGCUAGUGUCCAGCCCCUGGCUGAAUAAGGCCCAUACGAUUUGAAUCUCCUUACAUAUUGUGUAGUAGGCAAGAGUUGUGUGUCCGAAAUCAUACUCGACAUUCUUGGGGUGCAAACUAAGGGCCGUGGCUUGGAUUACCCAUGAUGCCUUUAGCCAGGAGGACGAUCGUCUGAACCCAAACUUUGAAAUGCUUAUGAUUACCGAUACGACCGGUAGCAGCCACCCCGAAGAAAAGGCAACCGUUUGGAUAAAACUGUGAGGCCUUCAGGUUGAAUUCUGCGACUACGUUCUGAGUCCAAAGAGAGGGUACGCAUCCUAACAGGCCGCCAGAACACCCCCCUAUACUCCACAGGUGUGGCUGCAGCCCCCAUAUCACAUUCAGACUGUUGCGUGCUUCUUUUCUUCGUUAAGAGUGUUUUAAACCACUCUGUGGCUCAGUCAAUGAUUCUUUUUUUACUGCUAGACGGUAACUAAUAGUCCUCUUUACUGACGGACAGAACAAACCACGUACCGGUUAGACGGAUGUCAUUCACAUCCUCCACUAUAGGAACACUUUGGGGAAUCGCCCUCAGAAGGCCGACGGGGGAAUCUACCACCGCGGGACUCGGUGUACCGGCCCCCCGGCGACGAGGAUCACACGAGUACGGGUUUAACGGCGAUAAUGUGGAGGAUAAUCACUUAACGGGAGGACGAUCAACGGCACACCGAUACAAUCGAUGCAUAAUCAACGGGAUCGUACGACGGCAGCGCUGUGGGGUCGUGGUAUUGCUCCGUCGCGGUUUCGUUGAGCUACCAAGGUGUAUAAAAUACCAGUAAAGAUUCCUGAAGUGCAACUGGGAGCGUCGGUCUGUUCUUGAAAGAAAAAAAAUACCUCAUGCGCCCCCAGAAAUGUUAGCUUAGCGUUCUUCCCUUUUGUUUGUUAUUGUUACGAUAGCAGUGACAAACACACGCAUUCACACGCGCACACACACACACACACACACACACACACACACACUGACACACACACGCAGGUUAGUUUCUUUCACUGAGAGCUCUGUGGUGUUAAUCUUGGAGGAUGACUGUUAGUGGCAGUGGAGCUCUGUGCAGGAGGGACUAGACUAAUCUAGGGGUCCUUUCAGCGAGGACUCCCCUGCUCUCAGCCAGCCAGAGCUUCAAAGAGCAGAGCUUCCUGGUAUAAGGGCGCGUCGGUAGGUUGGAUUUGGGCGGUAAACACGUGCACUCGAGGGAAGAGGAGGGAAUUUUUGAGAAGAAACAACAAUUUCUUAAUUAUUACUUCUUUGGCAGUGGUUAUGCGCGUUCCCAGGGCAAUGCGUCCCCAUUAACUGCUAGGGCAUCAUUAGGUUACGUAAACGUUGGUUGA
Messenger RNA from Gadus macrocephalus (Pacific cod), 3888 nucleotides. RefSeq names its product prostaglandin reductase 2 (gene ptgr2). NCBI's taxonomy places the organism in Eukaryota, Metazoa, Chordata, Actinopteri, Gadiformes, Gadidae. The transcript is spliced from 8 exons. Bases 154 to 1197 code for a protein of 347 amino acids. Gene Ontology annotation, biological process: prostaglandin metabolic process. The record is from RefSeq and is a predicted model, not a curated record. Gene Ontology annotation, molecular function: 15-oxoprostaglandin 13-reductase [NAD(P)+] activity.